ACACCUUUUUAGUUAGGUGCGAUCGGCGCACAGGUAUAAAUGCACCCUUAACCACGUUGUUUUUAAUAAGUGGAACCUCUUUGAUCUUUGAUGAACAAAACAAAAAUAUUGACUCCUUGUUGGUACAUAAAAUCCAUAAAAUGAACGUUUCUACUUUGGCAAAUAGUCAACAAAAACGAGGUGUUGCUACUAAAAGAAAAGCUUCAUUAAAAGGUUUACGUAAUGUCUUUGCACAACCAUUUAAUAAUUAUUGGCCACUUCUCAAAAAUGAUCAAGUUGGAGUCUUGGAGCAGUCUUUGCAAAAAUAUUUAUCUUCUAUACAACAACCGAAAACAUCUAUUCCUUGGACACAGCUGCGAAAGAUGAGUAAAGCAGAACGACAAGCGAUUAAAAUUUCAAAAUUAAAAGAUGAAGAAUCUACAACACCUACAUCAAGUGUAAUAUUUGUUACUGGAAUUAAUGCUGUCACUCGAGGACUAGAAAAAAAAUGUCUCAAUUCUGUAUUACUGGAUUCUCAUGUUGAACCUGUUUUAAUCAAGCACGUAGUUGUAAUGUGUGAAGCUGAUAACAUUCCAAUCGUUUUAGUACCAUUUCUAAAAACUGUUACUUCAGGAACAAUAGGAUUUAAAACUGCUGCUUUUGCAUUAAAGAAGGAAGUAGAAAACUCUACGGAUCAUAAUCUCCAUUCCCUUCAUAAGAAAAUUUUGGAAUUAUCUUGUGAAUUUGAUCGCCCGAAAUUAUGUAACCCUCUGUAUUCUGAACAAGUUUCUAUGAUCGAGAAAACUACAGAAAAUAUUGUUCUUGUCCAAGACGAUGAAUGGAGGAAAACUAAAACAGAAAUCACAGUAUUAUCAGACAUUUAUUUAUAUCGUUCUUCUAACGAAGAAAGAGUUUUUAUUCCGGAAGGAGAUGGUAAUAAUUCUUUUCAGACUUCUAGUGAGUUUAUCGAUUAUAUACCGUUAGGCAAGAAUCAAGAUUCGAAAAUAGAUAAAUCGUAUGAAAUAUCAAGAACUAAGAAACGAUAUACCACGACGAAUGAUGUUUAUGUACCUGUGAAAAUGAAACGAAUGCAAGGGAAUAACAAUAGAAUUAAAUCAACGAAAAUUACUAAAAAUAAAUAAUAAGUUGAAAGGUUUUAUUUCCAAAUUAUAUGUAUAAGAUAAUAUUUAUUUACGAAUUAAGCUGUUGAAUGAAAUGUCUUAUAGAUUUAUAGUUGUGUAAAUUUUAUACGAAAAUUUAUAUUAAAAUAUUCUAAACAAUGUAAUUAAA
Leptopilina heterotoma is the source of this 1269-nucleotide messenger RNA. RefSeq lists its product as uncharacterized. Gene Ontology annotation, cellular component: ribonuclease MRP complex; nucleolar ribonuclease P complex; fibrillar center. Gene Ontology annotation, biological process: tRNA 5'-leader removal. The transcript is spliced from 5 exons. The coding region runs from base 141 to 1121 and encodes 326 amino acids. The record is from RefSeq and is a predicted model, not a curated record. Lineage: Eukaryota; Metazoa; Arthropoda; Insecta; Hymenoptera; Figitidae. Gene Ontology annotation, molecular function: ribonuclease P activity; ribonuclease P RNA binding.